This is a messenger RNA of Eurytemora carolleeae, 1742 nucleotides long. RefSeq names its product probable medium-chain specific acyl-CoA dehydrogenase, mitochondrial (gene Mcad). The transcript has 4 exons. Gene Ontology annotation, molecular function: medium-chain fatty acyl-CoA dehydrogenase activity; flavin adenine dinucleotide binding. The record is from RefSeq and is a predicted model, not a curated record. Gene Ontology annotation, cellular component: mitochondrion. NCBI's taxonomy places the organism in Eukaryota, Metazoa, Arthropoda, Copepoda, Calanoida, Temoridae. Gene Ontology annotation, biological process: fatty acid beta-oxidation; medium-chain fatty acid catabolic process. The coding region runs from base 75 to 1376 and encodes 433 amino acids.
CCAACCUUUCUCAUAAUUUCACUUGCACAACGCUCCGUGUUAUUCGCUUUAUCUUUAAUUUUGCCUGCGUUUAGAUGAGAAUGAGCAAGCUGACAAGAAACAUGGCGAGAAUUCAAUCCCUGAGAACAUUUUCUAGUUCUAGUUUAAUAAGACAGGUUGCACCAGGAACUAAGAGCUCAGGUUCAGCUCCGGAAUCUGCACAAGGACUGAAUUUUACCCUGACCCCGGAGCAAGAGGAGUACCUGGAGUUGGCGGAGAACUUUACCAAAAAUGAAAUUAUCCCAGUUGCUGCCCAGUACGAUAUCUCCGGGGAGUUUCCCUGGGAGGUUAUUAAGAAAGCCCACGCCACUGGAUUAAUGAACCUUCAUAUCCCAGAGAAAUACGGAGGAAUGGGCUUGGGAACACUGGACGGAUGUUUAAUAACGGAGAAGAUGGCGUAUGGUUGCACAGGAAUAAUGACUGCUCUUGAAGCUAAUGGAUUAGGUUCUAUGCCGGUUAUGAUUGCUGGAAACGAGGAGCAGAAGAAAAAAUAUCUUUCCCGACUAAUUGAAGAACCAUUGAUGUGUGCAUAUGGAGUUACAGAACCUGGAGCAGGAUCAGAUGUUGCUGGGAUUAAAACCAAGGCUGAGAAGAAAGGCGAUAAAUGGGUGAUAAACGGUCAAAAGAUGUGGAUAACCAACGGUGGAGUUGCAAACUAUUACUUCGUCCUGGCGCGUACCAACCCUGAACUUAAGUGUCCAGCUAGCAAGGCCUUCACAGGGUUUAUUGUGUACGCAGAUACUCAAGGAGUUACUCCGGUUAGGAAGGAGAAGAAUAUGGGUCAGCGCUGCUCUGAUACCAGAGGAAUCACGUUUGAGGAUGUUGUUGUACCUGAGGAGAAUGUCCUCAUCGGAGAGGGUGCAGGAUUCAAGGUCGCCAUGGGAGCUUUCGACAAGACCCGCCCUCCCGUCGCUGCUGGAGCAGUAGGUAUCUCACAGCGAGCCCUCGACGAGGCGACAAAAUACGCAAAUGAAAGAAAAACUUUUGGAGUUCCCAUUAUCCAACACCAAGCAGUGGCGUUCAUGUUGGCGGAUAUGGCAAUUGGAACCGAGGCAGCUAGAUUGGCGUAUCAGAAGGCUGCUUGGCAGGCGGAUAAUAAAAUCAGGAACACCUACAUGGCCUCUAUCGCCAAGUGUCUCGCCGGAGAUGUCGCAAAUAAGUCUGCUACCGACGCCGUUCAGAUCUUCGGUGGGAACGGGUUCAACACUGAGUACCCCGCUGAGAAGUUGAUGAGAGACGCCAAGAUCUACCAGAUCUACGAGGGAACCGCACAGAUUCAGAGGAUUAUCAUCUCCAGGGAGUGGAUGGCGAUUGCCAAGCAGAAGUUCGGCCUUUAAAUUUAGUUCAACGCGGACCCGGAAAAACUUAAACUACUUGAAACCAGUUUUCAAUGAUAACAUUUUUAACAUAGAUGCAUUAUGCUAGUAAACAUUUUAUAUUUGAUAGAAUACAAAAUUUAUUAAAUAUCUUUUUUUUUGGUUAUGUGAGUGAAUUUAGAACUUCUUUGUCACGUGAUACAGACAGAGACGCAUGACAAUGAUACUGCACUGACACUGGUGGGAGUUCUAGUCCCGUGUUUCAGACUCCCUUGGGAUAUCGUCGUUUUCAGAUUGGUUUCGCAUUUGCUGAGUAUAUUCUGUUUAAACCUAAGAUUUGUAUACAAGUUUUAUAUGUAAAAAUUUCGUAUAAAUUUGAUAGUUGUA